AUGAAUGCUUCUGAAAAAGCUCAAGUUGCGUCUAUUGAAAUAGCCGAAAUGAUUGCACAACAAACGAAAUUGCAUACUUUAACCGAGUCGAUUAUCUUACUCGCUUGUAGAAAGAUGGCUAAAACCAUGUUAGGUGAUGAAGCCGAGCAAGAAAUAAGCAAGAUUCCGCUCUCAAAUAAUACAAUUCGUCGGAGGAUUAUGGAUUUAUUUGCUGAUAUAGAAGAUAAACUUCAAAACUCAAAAUUUGCUCUACAGGUUGAUUUAUCAACUGACAUUAGCAACAAAGCACAAUUACAUUUAUUCGCUUUAUUGAUGAUAACCAAAUCGCAACAAAGCACAAUUACAUUUAUUCGCUUUAUUGAUGGUAACCAAAUCAUAAAUUAG
Messenger RNA from Octopus bimaculoides (California two-spot octopus), 384 nucleotides. Its product is annotated as protein ZBED8L-like. The record is from RefSeq and is a predicted model, not a curated record. Lineage: Eukaryota; Metazoa; Mollusca; Cephalopoda; Octopoda; Octopodidae.